This is a messenger RNA of Orbicella faveolata, 2405 nucleotides long. RefSeq lists its product as uncharacterized. Gene Ontology annotation, molecular function: oligosaccharide binding. The record is from RefSeq and is a predicted model, not a curated record. NCBI's taxonomy places the organism in Eukaryota, Metazoa, Cnidaria, Anthozoa, Scleractinia, Merulinidae.
UUUUGUUUGUUUGUUUGUUCUUGCUUUUUUUGCGAGAUUAUGGCAUUUGCCGAAUCUUUUUGUGGUAUUGCGGUGUUUAGUCCUCCUCGGUGAACGUCCGAACACAAAGUUCUAGAAUAAAAUGUUUUCAAGGAAAUUUAAGAACCGAAUGUUCCACGCAUGUAAGUUAACCUUGGCAUGUCAAAACUUAAUUUUCUCAAUAGCAUAUUUCCUAAAACUUUGGCUCCAUCGUGACCUUUUAUGGGCCGCCCCGCACAUGAGCGGCCGCGUGAGUUAACAUGGAAAAUUUAGUGAAUUUGGAACAUUUUUUGAUCGUUGAGUUUGUUGAGUUAAUUCAUCAUUAAGUAGUCAUAGAACCAACUUACAACAACAGUAAACACGUAGCUACAUUAAUUAAACAGAACAUAUGUUGCAACUCGAAGAAAUGUAUUCAUUCGUCUCAUAGAUACGAACGUCAUCUUUUGGUUCAGCAAAAAAACCCUGAACAGCUAUUAAUGGUAUAAAAAUGCUUUCUCUCCUUGUAUGAGUCGGCGCAGAUGGAUCAUCUCUUCAGAUUGAAGAAAUUUUCAUGCCAAAUUUUUAUCUUAUUUCGUUAAAUUAUGCUGAUCCCUCUAAACUGUAAAUGCAUGAACAGAGCAUUUCAGUAAACCCCCUUGAAAAAAACUCAUUUACUGACCCAAUAACUACCGGUAUAAGAUUUCGCUUAUACAUGGAUGAAUGGCGCGUUCCAAAUAAAAUUUUAUUUUCAUGAAAAAAUAACGGAUUGCAGUUAAUAUUGCUUCUAGCGGAACAUCACGAAAAUAUCUGAAACAUUCCAGAAUGGAAAAUGUUUAAUAAGUGACUGAAGAUUUUUAGGAAUACCUCUUAGCACAAUUCAGAGACACAAGCUUUAUCUCAAAGAGGCAGAUAUGGCCGAAAAGUCUUUCAAUCCGGUGGUCUUUUAAACGAGCUCAAUCACCGUAUUUUCGUGAAACCUUUAAAUUGUAGUUUACUGCGAGAGAAAACACCAAAGAGGGAAUUAAUCAUGAAGCAACAGAGAUGGUAAAGAUGGAGAAGAUUGACACGAUUGCAAACGACGAACUUGAAAUAUUUCGGCUAAACUUUUCAAGAUACGCAAAGCGUGACAUAGCUCCUUUAAAACCCUCCAACUUGCCAUUACUAGAUGUUUUUGGGUCGGUAGUCCUGAGUUCAAAUCGAGCUUCGACGCUUGUAACUGGGACUGAAGUUUUGGCGUAUAACAAGGCAAAUUUGGACUAAUUAUAAAUAUUUGUUCCAUAUAUAAGGGAGUCAAACAAGCCCGAUUCCCUCUCACCUUGGUUCUGCAAACAGAUUAUGUUCUUUAUUCCUUAUCAAAAUUGUUAUUUUGCAGAAAAUCAUAGUCAACUAAAGAGAAUGCUCAGAUGAUCUUGCAGACACCUUGUGUGGCAAAAAUGAUUCACCAAAUGAGUCUCGUGAUCACUCUACUGAUCAUGGUGUCUGUAAUGUUCAACAACAUUUCCAGUCAGCAAUGCGGGAUUGACACCUAUUCAGUCUUCCAAAUGAUGCUUCGGGGCCACACCUUUAAGACGCUUAAAGCUCGGCCACUUUCGCUCGACUGCAGAGAGGCAUGCCUCUCUGAUGUCAGAUGUCAAAGCUAUAACUACGUCAUGUUCAAAGACAUAUGUGAGUUGAACAACAGGACCAAGGAGGCUAGACCAGAAGACUUUGUCAAGAACAGCGACAGAUAUUACAUAACCAGGGCUCCAAAACGUGUUUCCCUUGGUUCCAUUCCGGAGCUUCCUGCAGAUUCCUGUAAAGAGAUCAAGGCGAGUGAGGGAAAAGCAGUUGUAAGCGGUAAUUACUGGUUGGACCUCGAGAAGAACGGAAAUCCUUUAAACCUUUACUGUGACAUGACAACCGAGGGUGUCUUACCUUUAGGCUGGUAUUCCUAUCGUCCGAGUGGCUCUUGUAAGCGCAUCCGGGACUCUGGGUACUCCAAAGGAGACGGGAAGUACUGGAUCGACCCCGAGAAGAACGGAAACCCUUUAAAAGUCUCCUGUGACAUGACAACUGACGGUGGAGGCUGGCUUCUUGUCUCUAACGUUGUGAUUGACGGCUCAUCUCCCUUCCCGUUGUCACUUGAGACAUCAUACCACGGAAUAAGCAGCUGUGAUAACAAUAAGACGUUUCUUACAGACAGCGCAAUGCUCGAACUGAGAACACACCUGUCUUUCAGUCAACUGCGAUUCCACUGCAGUAAGCAAGGGGGACGUACGUUCCACGUGGCCACGGUCACUAACAGCUCUGGGGAAGCUGUGGUCCAGUACUUUAGCAAUCAGUCAGAUGCCCAGCCCUACGCCUGUGGCUCGUUUGUAACGAUGGAUGAUGACGACUCGGAGAUGGCCAAACGUUGUCAUGAUUUUUAG